This is a messenger RNA of Nannospalax galili (Upper Galilee mountains blind mole rat), 2799 nucleotides long. It is a transcript of the gene Maged2, whose product is annotated as MAGE family member D2. Gene Ontology annotation, cellular component: nucleus. The record is from RefSeq and is a predicted model, not a curated record. NCBI's taxonomy places the organism in Eukaryota, Metazoa, Chordata, Mammalia, Rodentia, Spalacidae. The transcript is spliced from 12 exons. Gene Ontology annotation, biological process: negative regulation of transcription by RNA polymerase II. The coding region runs from base 221 to 2032 and encodes 603 amino acids.
UGGAGAAGGGGAGGGUGCGGCUGCAGAGAAUUGAGACCUAGACUCUGGAUUUCUGUAUCUUAGCACAGACUCCUUGGGGUUGGGGGAGGGAUUUGGGAUUGGGGCCAUAGAGAAGGUGAGGAUCAGCUCCUAGGAAGAACAAGGCAUAGGACUAUCAGUGGUCUCUUCACUUGACCCAGGCCUUCUCUUCAGGCUCAGCUUUGCUAGGCGAAUUUGAGACAUGUCUGACACAAGUGAGAGUGGUGCGGGUCCAACUCGCUUUCAGGUCAAAGCUUCAGAAAAGGGAGGCAAUUCAAUGCAGAACCUGUUGACAGUGACCCAGAAGUUGGAGGUCUCCGAGAUGCCAAAGGCCACAAAGGCACCAAAGGUCUCAGAGGCUGCAAAGGUUUCAAAAGCCUCAGGAAUCUCAAAAGCUACAGAAGUCUCAAAGUCCCCAGAGGCACCCGAGGCUGCUGCCACCCAGACCUCAACUACCACACAGCAGACUGAUACCCAGGUCCUGGCAGCUGAAAACAAGAGCCCAGCAGCUGACCCGAAGGUGCAAAAGGCUGACCUGCAGGCUAUGGCGAUGCCUGCCACUCAGACCAAAAAGGUCGACUGUGUGGCUGAUCUGAAGGUCAAUACAAAGGUCCCGGAGACUGAAGGUGCUGCCUCUCAGGCUGGAGCAGAUGAACCUGAGUCUGAGGGUGCAGCUGUCCAGGUUCAGAUCAAUCAGGAUACUCGGCCCAAGGUCAAAGCCAAGAAUGCCCAAAAGGUGAAACACCUGGAAGGGGAAGAGGAUGCCAGUAGCGAUCAGAGUCAGGCUUCUGGAACUACAGGUGGUCGAAGGGUCUCAAAGGCCCUAAUGGCCUCUAUGGCCCGCAGAGCUUCAAGGGGACCCAUAGCCUUUUGGGCCCGCAGGGCAUCAAGGACUCGGUUGGCUGCUUGGGCCCGGAGAGCUCUGCUCUCCCUGAGGUCACCUAGAGCUCGGAGGGGUAAGGCCCGUCGUAGAGCUGCCAAGCUCCAGUCAUCCCAAGAACCUGAAGUACCUCCACCUCGAGAUGUGGCCCUUUUACAAGGAAGGGCAAAUGAUUUGGUGAAGUACCUGUUGGCUAAAGACCAGACAAAGAUUCCCAUCAGGCGCUCAGACAUGCUGAAGGACAUCAUCAAAGAAUAUACUGAUGUGUAUCCGGAAAUCAUUGAACGAGCAGGCUAUUCCUUGGAGAAGGUAUUUGGAAUUCAGCUGAAAGAAAUUGAUAAGAGUGACCACUUGUAUAUUCUCCUCAGCACCUUAGAGCCUACUGAUGCAGGCAUACUGGGAACAACCAAGGACUCACCUAAGUUGGGUCUCCUAAUGGUGCUUCUUAGCAUCAUCUUCAUGAAUGGAAAUCGGUCCAGUGAGGCUGUCAUCUGGGAGGUGCUGCGCAAGUUGGGACUGCGCCCUGGGAUACAUCAUUCACUUUUUGGGGAUGUGAAGAAGCUCAUUACUGAUGAAUUUGUGAAGCAGAAGUACUUGGAUUAUGCCAGAGUACCCAAUAGCAAUCCUCCCGAGUAUGAGUUCUUCUGGGGACUGCGCUCUUACUAUGAGACCAGCAAGAUGAAAGUCCUCAAGUUUGCUUGUAAGGUGCAAAAGAAGGAUCCCAAAGAAUGGGCAGCUCAGUACCGAGAGGCAAUGGAAGCAGAUUUGAAGGCUGCAGCUGAGGCUGCUGCUGAGGCAAAGGCAAGGGCCGAGAUUAGAGCUCAAAUGGGCAUUGGGCUUGGCUCUGAGAAUGCUGCCGGUCCCUGCAACUGGGAUGAAGCUGAUAUCGGACCUUGGGCCAAAGCCAGGAUCCAGGCAGGAGCUGAAGCUAAAGCCAAAGGCGAAGAGAGUGAUGGUGCCAGUGCCAGUGCUGGUGCCAGUGCCAGUACUAGUGCUGGUGCCAGUGCUAGUGGUGGCUUCAGUACCCGUCCCAGCCUGACUGCCACUCUCACAUUUGGGCUCUUUGCUGGUCUUAGUGGAGCUGGUGCCAGAACCAGUGGCAGCUCCGGUGCCUGUGGUUUCUCCUACAAGUGAGAUUCAGGUCACAGAUCAUCACUGAGGAACUCAAGGCAUGAACCUGAAGCACAGACGAUGGAGGAAUGCUGCUUACUGGAUUGUUCUCCUGACCUGUGCUCAGCCCGCUUUCUUACAUAACACAGGAUUACCUGCCCAAGGGUGGUACUGCCCACAGUGGGCUAGGCCCUCUCACAUCAGUCAGUAAUCAAGAAAAUGCCCCACUGAUAUGGCCACAGGCCAAAAGAGGCAAUUCCCCAACUGAGAUUCCCUCUACCCAAGUGUGUCAGUUGACAACUGAAGCUAUUCAACAUAGCAACUCAUUCCCAGGUACUAUCUAUGUGAAAAUGUGGGCUAGGAGAUAAUGGAGGGUAUUGAAGAACUCAGGUACUGUGGUUCUGAUAAAAAUUGAGAUCAAAGUGUUUGAUAGCAUUAAGAGUGAAUCAUAAUCAUGAAGAACUCUGCCAUUCCCACUAUGUUCCCACUGCAGGGCAUUAGAGUUUGUAGAGUUUUCUCCUUCCAGGAAACCUAUAGUUUGGUUGGACAACGGAUUGGCUCUUUCCUAAGUGUCAGGCCUUGAGUGCAGGUAGGAUAGGCAGAAAGAACAAGUCAUCCUUGGCAAGUGGGGGAGUGUUUUGGCACAGAAGAGGGAGUGGCAGGCAAAAAUGGGGAAGGACCUUGUUUUGUCACCUUUAUCAGCCUGGAUGCCAUUACUGUAAUGGACUUUCACAAUUUCCAGUCAUUCCUUUAGUAUAUCAUUAAUUAAAUCCAAAUAAUUUUACAUUACA